ACCAUAAAACAGAAAAGCAAAAGCUAUACAGUCCUAUCCUGCACAAUGAGUUCCAUCUCUGCAUUUUCCUUCCUCUUGUAUACUCUCUACUUAUUCACCGUGGCCUCCGCAGCCACAUUUAAUAUUCGAAACAACUGUCCUUACGUUGUUUGGGCUGCCGCAGUCCCUGUAGGCGGUGGCAGACGUCUCAACUCAGGCGACCUCUGGCAAAUCAACGUAGCCCCUGGCACGACACAAGCCCGCAUUUGGGCACGAACCAACUGCCAAUUUGAUGCCUCUGGAAGAGGUAGUUGCCAGACAGGCGAUUGCCAGGGACUCCUCCAAUGCAAAGCCUAUGGUUCCCCACCCAACACUUUGGCCGAGUUCGCUCUUGACCAGUAUGCCAACCUGGACUAUAUCGACAUCUCCAACAUUGACGGGUUUAAUGUUCCCAUGGAGUUUAGCUCCAACUCCCCUGGGUGCAGCCGUGUGAUCAAGUGUACUGCAGAUAUCGUAGGACAGUGUCCAAACCAGUUGAAGGUUCCAGGAGGGUGCAACGGGCCAUGUCCGGUGUUCAAGACAAAUGAGUACUGCUGCAAUUCUGGCAGUUGUGGGCCUACAAACUUCUCCAGAUUUUUUAAGGAGAGAUGUCCUGAUGCUUACAGCUAUCCCAAGGAUGAUCCGACUAGCUUGUUCACUUGUCCCACAGGAACCAACUAUAAGGUUAUAUUCUGCCCUUGAAGGCUUGUUGGAACUAGUCCUAAUUAAUUAAGCUUUACAUUUCUGGAAAAAUAAAAGCUUGAAAAAUGACUAUAUAUAGUUAGUUAGUCAUUUUGAGCAUGUCUCCAUGUAGUGAUGUGCCCUUACACUAGUUGCAAUAAAUAAAUUAGUUCCAGAUUU
Rubroshorea leprosula is the source of this 879-nucleotide messenger RNA. The record is from the annotation of a GenBank genome assembly. NCBI's taxonomy places the organism in Eukaryota, Viridiplantae, Streptophyta, Magnoliopsida, Malvales, Dipterocarpaceae.